This is a messenger RNA of Scleropages formosus (Asian bonytongue), 1978 nucleotides long. Its product is annotated as magnesium transporter NIPA2-like. Gene Ontology annotation, cellular component: membrane. Gene Ontology annotation, molecular function: magnesium ion transmembrane transporter activity. The record is from RefSeq and is a predicted model, not a curated record. The coding region runs from base 467 to 1546 and encodes 359 amino acids. Lineage: Eukaryota; Metazoa; Chordata; Actinopteri; Osteoglossiformes; Osteoglossidae. The transcript has 5 exons. Gene Ontology annotation, biological process: magnesium ion transport.
AAAAAACUUCAUUUCAAAACAAACACUCGCGCAGAAGAACUUCGUCCCGUUCGCGCCUCUUUCGACAAGGGAGCGCCGAGGUUUCCACCGUCUAAAUGUUCCCCCGAAACACAUUCCUGCGAAAAAUAAAGGUUCCGGAUCUUUUUUUUCCUCGGACGCGUAAAUUCCAACUUCUUCGACGGAUUCCCAAAGAAGGCGAAUAAUACAUUCGUUACACUUAAGGGACGGUGCGCUUUAACGUAGGAGAGGAGAAGAGAAGAAAGGGAGAGGAGAGGAGAGCAGAGGAGAGGAGGAGGAGGAGUGGGCACAGCGAGUUCCGCCUUCCGGGACAGCGAAGCCACACGGCGGUCGGCUGCGAUGGGGAAGUGGGCAGGACCGAGCGCUGCGCCCUAGGGGGCUCGUCGCGCUUGAACGCGUCGCUGCUUUCGCUUUUCCCCCUCCGGUCCUCGUGAGAAGACGCUCCAUCAUGAUGGAGCUGAGCGCCGCGGGCCGCCUGGACUUCUACAUCGGCCUGGCGCUGGCCGUGAGCUCCAGCCUCUUCAUCGGCUCCAGCUUCAUCCUGAAGAAGAUGGGGCUGCUGCGCCUGGCCAGCAAGGGCUCCACCCGAGCAGGACAGGGGGGCCAUGCCUACCUCAAAGAGUGGCUGUGGUGGGCCGGACUUAUUUCGAUGGGACUAGGGGAAGCGGCUAACUUUGCAGCGUAUGCUUUCGCCCCAGCCACACUGGUGACCCCGCUAGGAGCCCUCAGUGUUUUGGUGAGCGCGGUUCUCUCCUCCUAUUUCCUGAACGAGCGGUUGAAUGUUCAUGGGAAGAUUGGUUGCUUGCUCUGCAUCAUGGGAUCUACAGUGAUGGUUAUACAUGCCCCACAAGAAGAGGAAGUGGCCUCCUUGAGUGCCAUGGAAGAAAAGCUUAAAGAUCCAGCUUUCAUUGCAUAUGCUGCGUGCGUCGUGGUGAGCAGUUUAGUCCUCAUCUGCUUCAUUGCGCCACGGUACGGACAGAAGAACGUUCUCGUCUACAUUCUCAUCUGCUCAGCUAUUGGCUCCCUGUCCGUGUCCUGCGUCAAGGGCCUCGGCCUUGGUAUCAAGGAGCUCUUUGGCGGGAAGAGCGUUCUGAAGGAGCCCCUGUUCUGGGCCUUGCUCAUGUGCCUGGUGGCCUGCGUCAGCGUGCAGAUCAACUACCUGAACAAGGCCUUGGACAUCUUUAACACGUCCAUUGUCACUCCCAUUUACUACGUCACCUUCACCACAGCUGUCAUGGGUUGCUCCGCCAUCCUCUUUCGUGAGUGGUUAAGCAUGACGGCCGACGGGGCGCUGGGCACGGUCAGCGGCUUCCUCACAAUCAUCCUGGGCAUCUUCCUCUUGCAUGCCUUCAAGGACAUCGCGUUCACGUGGGACAGUCUCCCACUUUUCCUCCGGGCGGGUCAUCAGGAAUCCGUCUGGGGUCCCCCUUACAUGGCCCUGAGGACUGAGGAGACAUCCGCUGAUGCCAGUGUUCUGCCUUCUCAAAAAUCAGGCAGAAAAGGACAUUCCUCAGAGUGUUCGGUCUGAAAUUACAAAAUUCUAUGCAUUGUAUUAAUGGUAAAGUUUAUGUGCCUUAUGAACCAUGUCUGUAAUAUACCAGAUAUUUACAAAAUCAGACUUUCUUGUGAGAAUCAAAGACCCUCAGGAAAUUAAAUGUUGUAAGCUUGUAUUAGAUGCAGUUAUUGUUCUUUGAAAGCUGAAAAUUUUGUACCGAGGUAGAAUUCACAAAGGCUUUGAACUAUUGUGCGUGUUGCCUUUGAGCUCUUCCUGUCGGUACAGACUGAACACAGUGUGUCUUAAAGAUUUUUUUCCUUAGUAUUAAUUUUCAUGAAUACUGUAAAUUAGUCUAUAGAAAAUUGAUGGCGAUCACUCAGUUGCACUUGUUAAUGUUUUGUUGAUUCUGCACAUUUAUACAAUAUUUUGUAAUGUAUGGAAAUACCAGAUUAACUAUUUAUACUU